Messenger RNA from Gongylonema pulchrum, 282 nucleotides. The record is from the annotation of a GenBank genome assembly. NCBI's taxonomy places the organism in Eukaryota, Metazoa, Nematoda, Chromadorea, Rhabditida, Gongylonematidae.
AUGUCCAUAGUAACAGCUCCAUUUCAAGUGCGCGAAUCUGAGAGGCGCUCACUGAGCGUGAUUGCACAAUUGGCUUCCGAAAUCCGAUUCUGGGAAGAGCUCUGGAAUCAAGGAGAUGGCGAUUGGGAGGUGCCCUCGUUCGGUAUGCUCAUUCAUCUGGCGAUGAUUAAUUGGCAUGUUUCUGGCUUGAUUGUGGUGCGACGUGGCGAGGAUGCAAAUAGAAUACGGCCGUAUCGGCGCAUCAUCACUUUGCUGCCGACAAUGUGUUGCUGCUCAUCAUGA